This is a messenger RNA of Closterium sp. Yama58-4, 438 nucleotides long. NCBI's taxonomy places the organism in Eukaryota, Viridiplantae, Streptophyta, Zygnematophyceae, Desmidiales, Closteriaceae. The record is from the annotation of a GenBank genome assembly.
AUGGCACGAACACAAACCCGCUUCCCCAUAACCAUCACCUCCUGCUCCCCUCCCCUUCUCUCCCCUCCCAUCCCCCCACCUCUCCCUCUCUCCCUCCCCCUCUCCUCCCCCUGCAGCGGCACUAGUGACGCGUCGCUGGGAACGAUGGCGAUCGCAGUGGCUGUGCUGCUCGCCUGCACGCUCUUUGUCAUGCUCACACUUGUCGCACUCUCCUUCUACGGAGCCUCACAGGUGAAGUUCGGGUGGUUGGAGCGAUAUGAGAAGCUGGUGGUGGGUGUGAUCCUGUGCGCCGUGGGCAUUCUCACUCACCUCUUUCACCACCACGACCACCCACAUGGGCACCACUCACACGGGCAUGCAGGGCAUGCGGCUUCUGUGUUUGCACCGGGGCAUACAGACAUCAUCACAGCUGGCACCAUGCUGAGCCACCACCACUGA